AGGUUAUCCUUUGAUGCAUCCAGCGAGACGCACGUGUUUGGUUAGUUGUUUGUGAUUCACAAACGGAUAUCUGCGUAGUGCGCCAUGGGGAAGUUUCGGAGCAAGUUGAAGGGUCAGACGAAGGGCAAACGAUGGCCCAAGGGUCAGAGUUCCAACUCGAAUCCGGAGACGAAGAAGUACAGGGAUCUGGCGAAAUCGCGUUUCUUCCAGGAGAAUUUGGGUGCCUCCAGUUUGACAACUGAUGCUUUGAAGAAGCACGAUGCCGUGCAAUACUCCAUGCCAAAGAAGCAGGAGAUUGCCGAUCAGGAGAUGGAUGCCGAUGAUUCUGGGACAGAGUACAGCGUGCAAUCAUCAUGCAAAUCGUUUGCCUCUGAAUGGUCAGACUGCACGAAUGUAUCGUACAAUAGGUUCCUCACUGUCUUCAGAUCAGACUCGGCUUUGCACAAAGAGAUGCUGGCUAUUCUGGCUGCCGUCACUGAGGUCAUCAAGCAGAAUGGUGGAACCGAAACACCCACUGAAUACUAUUGCACUUUGUUAACUACAUUGGAGCAAUUGAGCACUUCCGAAGAAGCCACAGAGGACCAAAUGACUGCAGUUCUUUCGUUAUUGAAUAUGGGUAUUAAAAAAGUACCUACGGCAGUUUUGAGGACGAGCUUUGGUGAUGUUACCAGCAAACUGUUGAAACUGAUGAACCAAUACUGCACGUCCGACAACAACGUCAUAAUCAAAUCGAUCUUCGGGGUGCUUGGAGUAUGUCUCAGGGAACAGGAGUUGGCCAUCUGGACGCACUCGCAAACCUUGCAGAUCUUCGCCUCGAUCGUCAAUCCAUUCUGUGUCCACUCCAAACCUAAGUGGAGGAAAGCGGCUCAGCAGGCUGUGUUUGCCGUCAUCGGAGCUGACAUCUUUAAGAACGAAAACAAUUACAAUCCGGCAGCGGAUAAAGUCGCGGAAUUCAGUCUGCAAGCGUUGGAGGCUUGUCUGGGCACCAAUUCCAAUGGGACUGUUCUCGUCUCCUCCAUCCAAGCGGGACAAACGACGAUGCUUCAUACGUUGAACUUCUUGAAGGACACGAUUUGUUAUUUCAACAAAGGACAUCUUAAGGCCUGUGGUGAGAUGAUUCUGAAGUUGAUGUCACUCAACUAUCCUCUGGUCACGUCCGGAGGUCUGCAAGUUCUGCACGCGCUCUUCUCGUCGGCGAAGGCCGUCGCCUCCGCCAAAUUCAACGGACAGAUGAUCACAGCCCUCUACGAUUAUCAACCAUCCUCCAUGGAUGCCCAGCCCACUUUGGCGUGGUUAACAGUCAUGCAACAAGCGCACGUCCAUCUGGCAGACAUCGAUAUUGCAAUGUGCGCUGCGUCUUUACCGAAAGUCUUCACGUCCAUCACGCAACUGUGGCUCUCGCAAAAGUCCGAGAUAGUGAUGGCAGCGACGAGAGCCGUGGAGAUGCUCCUGAAGGAUGCUGCUGGUCCGAUCUGCGCGGACCCUGACAUGGCCAGAAAGUACGAGCAUUUGAUGAGCAAGUGUUUCCAAACCGUGGAGCUGGGUCUCGGCUACCAGUACAACCACGCAUGGCCUCAGGUCUUGCAUUGCAUGUCCGUAAUGUUCGAGAUCGGAGGCGCGAAUUGCAGCAGUCUUCUUUUGGGAUGUCUGAAAACCCUGUCCGAAUUAAGAGAUUCGUACAAGUUCAGUUACAACAACGAGUUGGAGCACGCGGUCGGCGCAGCCAUAAGAUUCGUUGGACCUGAAACAGUGCUCAGCGUUAUAUCGCUUAAGAAGGAUAACGGUGAACUCAUAUUGGAUAGGUCGUGGUUGAUACCGGUGCUGAAGGAGAACGUUCGCUCUUCGAAAUUGGACUUUUGGAUCAAGGGUAUCUUACCUUUGGCCACGGCGUGUCAGAACAAAUCCGCGGAAUUGACGAAUAGAAACGACGCGAUUGGAGCGCACAGCGCUGAGCUUCUCUAUCUGCAGCUCUGGAAUCUCCUUCCGAGUUUCUGCAACAGUCCAAUCGACAUCAGCGCCAGUUUUAAGGGCGUUGCUAGGAUAUUGGGUGUGGCCAUAUCGGAGCACAAGGAGCUGCGAUUGGCUGUGAUGGCGUCUCUAAGGAAACUGAUCACGAGCGCGAAGGAGACCGAGAACGAGGCGGACAUCGCCGAGCUUGCCCGAUUUGAUAAGAACUACCUGCCCAUACUGUUCAACGUGUACACGACGAAACCAUUCGGCACGGACGAGGAGGGUCAAAGGUUGGCGGCUCUUGAUACAAUCGCUGUGUAUUUGACGAUAGCGAGAGCUGAACUGACGAAGCAGCUGUUCGAUAACGCGCUGAGCAGACUCGAGAAUCUCACGGGAACGGAAGAGAUGAUCGUGAAGGAGAGUAUCCUCGACCUGAUUCGUAUCUUGGUGAGGUAUCAGGACGCGGAGAGCGUCGAGAAGAUGUUCAUGCAGUGCGUUAAGCAUCUGCCUGAUAUCAAGGAUAACAAAGAGCAGAAGAAGGCUUACCGAUUGAUGGAGGAGAUCUGCGGCAGUGAAGCGGAGGGCGUCAAGGAGUUCCUACGGAAACACCGUAAGCUGGUGCAGAAGCUGCUGAUGAAGACGCUGCAGACGGCUGCGGUGCAGAGCAAGGUCGCCCGUCUCCGUUGCUUGAACUUCCUGCUGAAGGCGCAACCGGCUCUCGACCACGACAGCAAUCUGAUCAAGUCUACCAUUCCAGAGGCUGUGCUCUGCUGCAAAGAUAUUAAAGAGAAGACGAGACUCGUGGCUUUCGAUCUCCUCAACACAAUCGGAGGCAUCCUCGAGACGCACGACAGGAUGCAAGAGUUCGUCACCAUGGUGAUAGCAGGUUUAGCAGGAGACGUGCAUCUGAUGGCAUCGACGAUCCUCGCGCUCGCCUCGAUCCUUCACAACUUCACCGGCACAUUGGGACAGAACAACAUCUCGCUCAUCCUCGAUAACAUUUUGAUGCUGCUCACGACGCCGACACGAGAAAUCGUCGAUACGUGUCUGAGCUUCAUGAAGAUUUACAUCAGCAGUCUACCCAGUCCUAUCAUAGCCACAUCUUUGCAGAAGAUCGUGUCGACGAUGUGCGACAUGAACAAGGACUGCGCGACUCAUUUCCGCAUGAAGACGAAGCGAUUGCUGGAGAAGUUGAUCCGCAAGUUUGGCUGCGAUGCGAUCAUGCCGUACGUCCCAACCACCGACACCGUAAUGUACAAGAGGUUGAGGAAUAUGCGGAAGAUGCAGAACAGGAUGAAGAGGCUGCGCAAGUCCGCCGAGGAGCAGCAACAGAACGGAGACGUCGAUAUGGAGGAGGACUUCCUGGUUAAAUCGAGGCCGAAGAGCGUCGAGGAGAUUCUCGCCGAUUCCGACUCAGAUUUCGACGAUGAUGAGGUGGAAACUAACGAUCAGCGGUCCAGACAGAAGAAGUACAAGGCGUACAUCCAAGAGGACGAGGACGACAUCAUCGAUUUCAAGGAUCCGACGGUCAUCAACAGGAUCGUCGCGAAUAAACCGACGAAGCAGACUGAACCACUGGAUGCCGAGGCCAAGAAGAAGGCCAAGGACAGAGGAUUCAAGACCACAACCGAUGGAAGGCUCAUCAUCAACGAGUUGGACUCUGAUGAUUCUGAUGGCGGCGGCGGCGCAAAGAGAGUACCGAAAGCGAGUAAAAUCAACUUUGGCGAGAGCGACUCCGACACCGACUGUGACGACGAUGCGGCCACCGAGAUACUCAGAGAUAGCAAGAGAAAGAGGUCGGAUGCUAGCAGCGUUGCAAGCAGCAUGGUAUCCAAGUACAAACCCGGAGGUUCCGGAAUCCACAGAAAUGUUGGAGCUUCGACGAGUUCAGUGUACAGCGGCACCGGUUCCGAGUACAAAUCCAAGAAGGCUUCAGGUGAUGUCAAGAAGAAGAACAAGGUUGAUCCGUAUGCGUACGUUCCUCUGGAGAGGAGCACGUUGAACAAGAGGAAGAAGACGAAGAGACUGGGACAGUUCAAGAAUAUAAUCGGUGCGGCAAGAUUGGGCGCCAAGAAGGGACUGAAGGCAAAGAGAGCAAAGAAAUGAUGAGAUACGAUCCGUUGCGUCUAUUAAGAAUUUUGUUUGUUUUUUGUAUAAUAUUUAAUUGCUAAAUAUAUUCCUACAUGUAACUGUUACUU
Nicrophorus vespilloides is the source of this 4148-nucleotide messenger RNA. Its product is annotated as RRP12-like protein. Lineage: Eukaryota; Metazoa; Arthropoda; Insecta; Coleoptera; Silphidae. The coding region runs from base 85 to 4056 and encodes 1323 amino acids. The transcript is spliced from 11 exons. The record is from RefSeq and is a predicted model, not a curated record.